CUUCCUUUCUCCCAUUCUAGGCGGGUAUAUUGCCUGUUCCUUGCGACCUGCAUCUCACCCGCGUUCUAACUGGCCCCGAGGAACGCCUCUCUUCGUUGCUAUCGCCAUAAUGGGGCUCUUCUCCUGGGCUUCCCGGCGUUCGGGUGGUCUGGCUAUGGUAGUCACCAUUGCGCUCUCGUACUGGGUUAUCUCUCGAGAAUCUGAAGCGCAGCGGAAUGGCUAUCACUAUCAGCAGCCAGACACCCUUAGUGCGCCUAGUUCCUCGACAACAGGCGGUGGCAUCUGGACCGUCAUCUUUGCCUACUACUGUCUCUUCAUCCACGUCCUCGUCUCCAUGUUUCCCCUGCGUGCCUGUUGGGCGAUUUGGGACCUUACCAGGAAUCUCAGAAAGACUGCGCGCAGCAAACUGCUCAAGGAUUUUAGGUUUGCGCGUCGCCGCCGAGGAUCCUCGACCUCUCUAUCGAGCUCCGAAACCCUAAUUUCCUCUCGAGACGGGUGUUCCGCCUCGAGCAGCGAGGCUGGCGAUCUUGACCAAGGCACCUAUCUUGACACUGACACGGCGCGCGACCAAAUUAUCCAUGCCAUCAUCAUCCCGAACUACAAGGAGGAAAUGGACACAUUGAGAGAGACCUUGGAGGUUUUGGCGUCGCAUACUCAGGCGCGCAACACUUACGACGUCUACCUGGCUAUGGAGCAGCGUGAAAACAAUGUUGAGCUCAAAGCCAUGUCGCUCAUUUCCGAGUUCGUCAAGAAAUUCCGAUCGAUUGAUUUCACAAUUCACCCCUGCGAUAUCCCAGGCGAGUCCGCUGGCAAAGGAAGCAAUGUCGCUUGGGCGGCACGGAAGCUCAGUGGGAAAUACUCGAUGGCCAUUCGGAAGAACGUUGUGAUCACAGGCAUUGAUGCCGAUAGUCACCUUUCUUCCAAUUACUUUGCCCUAGUCACCACCAUGCACGUGACUCACCCGGACACUGCCACCACCACCAUGUAUUCGGCUCCGAUCAUCUUCGACCGGAAUGCUCACAAUGUUCCCGCCAUUGUCCGGGUGGCCGAUAUUCUGUGGUGCGCUGCCGGCCUGUCUGGCUUGUACAGCAGUUCGACUAUCGCCCCUCCAACCUCAGUCUACUCCCUUCCUCUCGAGCUGGUCGACCGCGUCGGUGGCUGGGACUGUGACCCGGAGGCUAUCGGCGAGGAUCUACACAUGUACCUCAAGUGUUUCUUCGCGCUUAAUGGUAACUUGACCGUGCGGACCGUCUUCAGCCCCAUCAGCCAAAGCAACGUCACUGGCGGCGGACAUGGCAAGGGAGCCUCUGGAAUUGUUACCGAUAUGCGCGCCCGAUACAAGCAGGCGUUGCGUCAUAUGUGGGGCGCUUUGGACACUGGCUUUGCCUUGAGGAAGACAGUGGAGCUUUGGCAGGAGAGGAAGCAUACGUCGAGGGCAUUCCGACCUCUGCACAGUUCCUUGAACGAUGCAUCUGAUGCCUACGUCCCGCAAGCGCAACUAGAUUCGCCCAACUCCGAGGGAGCCCCCGAGAGCGGUAUUUUCUCCGACGUGACCCAGGACACCCUCAAAGGUCCCAACUAUCAACGCAUCUUUUAUCUCUUCCACCGACUGUUUGAGGCCCAUUUCUUGCCCGUUCAGAUGACCAUUCUGGUCAUUUCCUCUACCCUGUACGCCUGGGUUACCGCAGAUGCGGCUGAUGAGCACGGAGUCGCAUGUAUUUUCAAGGUUUGCAACGUCCUGCGUACUCUUGGCUUUAUGGAAGUCGCUCUCUACCUCUUCAUGUACGAGAAUUUCCACAAGAUAUGCAUCGCGACCCGAGAGAAGGAGAUGAACGAUGCCGGUCUCGCAAAGGGCAUGAAUUUCUCGCACCGAGCGGUCAAGAAGAACUUCAUUGACUACAUCAUGGUCCCACUCGUGGCUCCCUUGUAUGGCGCCAUCCCAUGUGCGCAAGCACAGAUAUGUCACUUCUGGACGUUAGACCUGGUGUAUACGGUCAGCAAGAAGGUCACUCGACAACGAGCAAAGUCGAUAAGCAUCGAAGAAAUGGCAUGACAGAGUGCCUCCUCGCGGGCUUAGUUGUGCUUUU
Molecule: messenger RNA, 2087 nt
Organism: Phialemonium atrogriseum
Lineage: Eukaryota; Fungi; Ascomycota; Sordariomycetes; Cephalothecales; Cephalothecaceae
Product: glycosyl transferase family group 2-domain-containing protein
Exons: 4
Coding region: 110-2053 (647 amino acids)
Source: RefSeq, a predicted model, not a curated record